GCUCCGAGGCUGAGCGUGCGGGAGGCGGCGGCGGCCGCAGGGACGGACCGCGCCGAGCGCCUGCUGUGUGCGGGACAGCGCACCGCCGCGGACCGAGGAACCCGGAGGUCGGCCGCGCGAUGGCGCCCACGGUGGAAGCCGGCGCCGAGGCUUUGCUGCCCGCCCCGCCCCGGGGGCCCCUCCACGAGUACCGGGCCCGGGCGUCCUUUAACUGGAGGCAGCUGGCGCUGUUCUGGGACGGCGAGGACAUGCUGCGUUUCAAGAAAUCCGUCUUCUCCGCCCUGGAGGGGGACCCGCUGUUUGCCCGCAGCCCCGGAGCCGCCCUGCCCUUGGAGCGGUACCGGGAGCUCACCUUCCUGCGCUGCAAGCGGGUCUUCGAGUACAACUUCCUGGGCGCCGAGGACCUGCUGCAGAGCCCCCUGAAGGUGCUGGCGCUGGUCCACUGCCUGGGCAUGUACGACUGGUCCCUGGCCGCCAAGUGCCUGCUGCACCUGCUGAUUUUCGGGUCAGCGGUCUACAACUCUGGUUCAGAACGACACUUCAAGUACCUUCAGCAGAUCUUCAGCAUGGAGAUUUUUGGAUGUUUCGCUCUGACAGAAUUGAGCCACGGGAGCAACACCAAGGCCAUCCGCACGACGGCCCACUAUGACCCCGCCACCCAGGAGUUCAUCAUACACUCGCCCGACUUCGAAGCCGCCAAGUUUUGGGUCGGCAACAUGGGCAAGACGGCAACGCACGCGGUGGUGUUCGCGCAGCUGCACACGCCGGACGGCCGGGGCCACGGGCUGCACUCCUUCGUCGUGCAGAUUCGGGACCCGAAGACCCUUCUUCCCAUGCCGGGGGUGAUGGUCGGCGACAUCGGGAGGAAACUCGGCCAGAACGGUCUGGACAACGGGUUCGCCAUGUUCCACAAGGUGAGGAUCCCCCGCGAGGACCUCCUGAACCGCACUGGGGACGUCACCCCCGAGGGCGCCUACAUCACCCCCUUUAAGGAUGUCAGGCAGCGGUUUGGCGCCUCCCUGGGCGGCCUGUCCUGGGGCCGCAUCUCCAUCAUGGGCAUGGCCGUGGUCAACCUGAAGCUGGCCGUCUCCAUCGCGCUGCGCUUCUCCGCCACGCGGCGUCAGUUUGGGCCGACGGAGGAGGAGGAAGUACCGGUGCUGGAGUACCAAGUGCAGCAAUGGCGCUUGCUCCCUUACCUGGCCGCCGCCUAUGCCUUGGAUCACUUCUCCAAGUCACUCUUCCUGGACCUGGUGCAGCUCCAGCAGGGCCUCCUGGGGGGAGACCGCAGUGCCCUACAGGCGGAGCUUGGCCGUGAGAUCCACGCUGUGGCCUCGGGUGGCAAGCCCCUGGCCUCGUGGACCGCCCAGCGAGGGAUCCAGGAGUGCCGGGAGGCGUGUGGAGGACACGGCUAUCUGGCCGUGAACCGGCUGGGCGUGCUCCGAGACGACAACGACCCCAACUGCACCUACGAGGGCGACAACCACGUCCUGCUGCAGCAGACCAGCAGCUUCCUGCUGGGCCUCCUGCGGCCCGCCGCCCCAGACGGAGCUCGCUUCAGAAGCCCCCUGAAGACGCUGGACUUCCUGGAGGCCUACCCCGGCAUCCUGCGCCAGAGGUUCACGGGCAGCGCAGCCGACUGGCUGGACUCCGCAGCCCCCCUGGCCGCGUACAAGUGGUUGGUUUGCUACCUGCUGCGAGAGAGCCAGCAGAAACUCCUCCAGGAGAGAGCGUCAGGGCGCGGCGACUUCGCGGCGAGGAGCAACUGCCAGGUGUACCACUGUCGGUCCCUGGCCCUGGCAUUCAUGGAGCUCACAGUGGUGCAGCGCUUCCACACGUACACGCACGACGCCGGCGUGCCGACCCCGCUGCGGGCUGUGCUCAGGCGGCUCAGCGCACUGUACGCCCUGUGGUCGCUGAGCCAGCACACGGCCCUGCUCUACCGUGGCGGGUACUUCUCUGGUGAGCAGGCGGGCAGGAGCGUGGAAGGCGCCAUCCUGGACCUGUGCUCCCAGCUGAAAGACGACGCAGUGGCCCUGGUGGACGUCAUCGCCCCUCCCGACUUCAUCCUGGACUCACCGAUUGGCAGAGCCGACGGCGAGCUCUACAGGAACCUGUGGGGCUCCGUCCUGCAGGGGAGGGGAGUGCUGGAGCGGCCGUCCUGGUGGGCAGAGUUCUCCACCCGCAAACCCGACCCGGGAGGGCUGAGGUCCAAGCUGUAGCCGUGCCGGCACACAUCGGCCAGAUCUGAUGGAGGCCGUCACGCCAGCGAAGAUGUGGCGUCAAAUCCUGGCUCCGGAAGAUUCUGGAAGUCGCCACGGCCUUUUGAACGGGCCUCUGCCCUGGCGCCAGCCCUCGGGCCUGCGCGGGGUCGCCGAGCGCCCGGGGCCGUGCCGGGCCGCCUCUGCGGGCCUGAGGGACUCCUGGGCAGGAUUUCUCACCAUCUGUUUUCAGGCACAGAUAUUAAAGCUGAUACACAGCACUCAGAAUUGCGGGUUUUCUGGUCAGGUGAUCUUUUGAAUAAAUGUGGAAUAUUUUUACACGGCUCUGCGUUGCUAAGGAGUUAAUGAUGCCUGUCUG
Messenger RNA from Lepus europaeus (European hare), 2577 nucleotides. RefSeq names its product acyl-CoA oxidase 3, pristanoyl (gene ACOX3). Lineage: Eukaryota; Metazoa; Chordata; Mammalia; Lagomorpha; Leporidae. The transcript has 18 exons. Gene Ontology annotation, molecular function: fatty acid binding; pristanoyl-CoA oxidase activity; FAD binding. The record is from RefSeq and is a predicted model, not a curated record. Gene Ontology annotation, biological process: fatty acid beta-oxidation using acyl-CoA oxidase; lipid homeostasis. Gene Ontology annotation, cellular component: peroxisome. Bases 120 to 2219 code for a protein of 699 amino acids.